Penicillium soppii is the source of this 1248-nucleotide messenger RNA. RefSeq lists its product as uncharacterized. NCBI's taxonomy places the organism in Eukaryota, Fungi, Ascomycota, Eurotiomycetes, Eurotiales, Aspergillaceae. The transcript is spliced from 2 exons. The record is from RefSeq and is a predicted model, not a curated record. Bases 1 to 1248 code for a protein of 415 amino acids.
AUGGCGCCUUUACUUGCCAACUUGAUACCUCGCGGUUCUCAAUUCGAUCCGGCUAUAACCUCAAACGAAUUCAGGGUCCAAUGGUUUCACCCAAGCGAUGUGUUUAGUGUCCUGCUCAUUCUAGGCGGUGAUGUUGUCGCUCGCGCGUUGGCGCAACUCGCAGGUGGUGGACUGACACCUAUCACAUUCUCCUUCGGAUGGGUGGCUUAUUCUGUAUCUACGCUCGUCUCUGCCGUUGGCGAAAAUAAGCUGAUGCCACAGAGCCCGGAUUGCAAAUGCAUGGUUAUCAACGGCAAGAGUGGAUAUAUCAGGGAGAAUUCGAGUUGGAUUAUAGGCAGAAUCGUGCGCGAUUUUGAUGAAUGGAGCGACCAAAAGACCAAGGACAAGACCGACGACAUCUUGGACAAAAAGUGGAAAGAGAUGAAAGCCAAAAAGUCGGAUGCAAAGAAGCCAACAAGAGCUGGCCUUGUCGUUACUAUCUACAAGCCAAGUGAGAAACGACCCGCCGGCGUCGGAGAACGCGAUAUCAUCUACUGGAGCGGCCUCCUUAUCUUGAUAGUCCAGCUAGGAGUCGCAGCUAUACCCUGUGGACUUUUCGGUGAUUGGGGUAUCUUGUUGAUAACAGUCUGCGGUAAUGCGCUUGCCAUCGCAACAGGUCUUCUCCCACAAUGGAAGAAGGAAAAGUGGGCCUGUCGGACUAAGUCUAAGCAGACCUAUAUUCUCACAAGAGGCAACGGUUCCCAACAUGCUAUCGUUAUUCUAGGGAAUGAAAAUGGCUUGAACCUUGAGGAUUUGGCAUCGGGGCAGAGCAAUAUCGAUGUCUCAGCCAAGACGGUAACCCGACUUAUUCUUCUCAUACUGUCAACUCUCUGGGUUCUUCUUCUUAUCGUUGCAGCUGGUCUACAGAAGAACACUUGGUUUCUUCUUGCCAUUGGUGCUAUCGGCAUUGCUCAGAACGUCUUCGUCGCUGGUUGGAACCGGCGACCAGAAAGUUUUGGCAUCCCCCUGGAUUUUGUCGAGGUCUUCGGUAAGCCCGAAGUAAUGGGUACACUAUUUGAAGUCGAAGAGAACUAUGAGGGUUUGGGUCGGAGCAUGCUCGAUGAGUUUUACCCUGGGAAGCUUCGACCCGAUGAAAUUACGAAAUGGGCAGACUUCGAGAAUCGGGAGGCUCAAGCUCAAUCCAAAGCGCGUCAAGUUGAAUCUCCUCAAGCCCAAGCGAAAGCAACAGUUGAUGAGGAUUCAGAAUAA